Molecule: messenger RNA, 2527 nt
Organism: Papilio machaon (common yellow swallowtail)
Lineage: Eukaryota; Metazoa; Arthropoda; Insecta; Lepidoptera; Papilionidae
Product: peptidyl-prolyl cis-trans isomerase sig-7
Exons: 1
Coding region: 136-2490 (784 amino acids)
Biological process (GO): protein peptidyl-prolyl isomerization
Cellular component (GO): nucleus
Molecular function (GO): peptidyl-prolyl cis-trans isomerase activity; RNA binding
Source: RefSeq, a predicted model, not a curated record
GACAUCAACAAUGUCAAAAUCAAAACGUAAAGGUUAGGAUUCUAAGAAAUGAUGUGUCAAAGUCGAAAUCUGUGAAUAAAUAUUAAAGUUUAUACUAAUUAUGAAAAGGUAAUAAGCAAAUAUAUCUGAUCCAAAAUGGCAGUUGUAAUAGAAACAACUCUCGGUGAUAUUACAGUAGAUUUAUACUUAGAACAGCGACCAGUUACGUGCUUGAAUUUUCUGAAACUAUGCAAGAUGAAAUAUUACAAUUACAAUCUAUUUCACUCAAUACGUAGUGGUUUUAUUGCUCAAACUGGAGAUCCAACCGGUGAAGGGUCGGGUGGCGUAUCUAUAUGGGGCUUAAUAGAAGGGCCGCAAAAGCGUUUCUUUUCAGGCGAAAAAAUGCCUAAAAUACGUCAUACAGAUGCUGGUUUGCUAGCCAUGGUGUGCACAGAUGAUAUGAUGGUCGGUUCCCAAUUUUAUUUUACGCUAGCUCCAGACUUAGAUUCCUUGGACGGCGUACACUGUGUCAUUGGAGAAGUUACAGAAGGCCGGGAAAUAUUAAGUAAGUUAAAUGAAGUUAUAUGUGAUGAAACUCACCGUCCUUAUCAAGAUGUUAGGAUCACCCACACAGUUGUACUUGAAGAUCCAUUUAGAGAUCCUCCUGGGCUAACACCUCCAUCCAGAUCCCCAUCACCAAGUGCUGAACGUUUAAAAGGUGGUAGAAUUGCACCCGAUGAGGAAAUAGAUGAAACACAAGGCAGAACUGCUGAAGAAAUACAAGAGAUGGUUGAGGAAAAAGAGGCUAAGGCCAGAGCAACCAUUUUAGAAAUAGUUGGCGAUUUACCAGAUGCUGAUAUUGCACCUCCUGAAAAUGUACUGUUUGUAUGUAAAUUAAACCCUGUCACAACAGAUGAUGAUUUAGAAAUUAUUUUUAGUCGAUUUGGAAAAAUUGUAAGCUGUGAAGUAAUAAGGGAUAAAAAGACUGGCGAUUCUUUACAAUAUGCAUUUAUAGAGUUUGCUGAUAAGCAAUCAUGUGAAGAUGCAUAUUUCAAAAUGGAUAAUGUAUUAAUAGAUGAUCGCCGAAUUCAUGUGGACUUUUCACAAUCUGUGUCAAAAAUGAAAUGGCUGGGAAAAGGCAGAGGUGUGAAGUAUUUUAAUGAUAAUGAACCUAAAACUGUUAAGAGAGGCCAAGAUAAAUCUAGAUCUAGAAGUAGAGAAAAAAAUUUACAGUCAAGAAAUGACAAGGAAAAGUAUAGGAGUAGAAGCAAAUAUAAUAAGUCACAAAGUAGUAAUAAUAGAGAUAAGAGAUACAGCGAUGAUAAAGACCGUUCAAGUCGAAGAGAUGGUAAGGAAAGAAGUAGAAGUAAAUCUAGGGUAAAAAAUUACGAGACAUCAUCGAAACGUGAAAGAAGCCCAUAUAGUAGUAGGAAAACUUCGGAUACAGACAAGGACAGAAAAGAAAAACAUCAUAGUACCCAUAACAAUGAUAAAAACAACUAUAGUCAUAAUAAUAAAGAGAAAUAUACUAAAGGUAACAAUAGAGAAUCAUCAGUAUCUCCCAUAAAACAUAUAGAAGAAAGGAAAAGACAUAUCAAAAAUAACAAUAGACAGGCAUCUCCAUCAUCUACUAAAUAUGGUAAUGUAGAAGAUAGACAAUCAAAAGAUAGUAGGAAAAGAAAAUCUCAGUCGCCCACCAAAAACAUAGAUAAGAGAGAGAGAAUUUCAAAUAGAGCGGAAUCUCCAUCUCCUACCAGAAAUGUGAAAGAAAUUGAAAGACAUUCUAAAAGUAACAAAAGGGAGAAAUCUCAUCCGCCCGUGAGAUAUACAGAAGACAGGGAUAGAAAUUCUGAAAGUAAUAGAAGGGAGUCUCAUUCUCCUGCAAGAUUAGCUAAUGAUAGUAAUAGACAUACUAAAAUUAAUAUUACAGAGGCAGCUCCAUCCCCUAUCACAAAACAGAAAGAUCAAGAUGAAAUAGCCAGAGAAAGUUCUAGAAAUAAAAAGAAAUAUUAUAAACAAUCUUACAACAGUGAACAUGAUUCUAAAAACAACAAACGUAAACUUCAAGAAAAUGAAAUGAAUAGUAGUAAUAAAAAAUCUCGACGUGAGCAACCCAAAACACCAUCUCCAUUAUGUAAAAGAGAACAUGAAAGAAAAGAACAAAAGAAAACCAAAACUAAACACAUAAACAAAUCAAAAGACAGGAAAAAUAGAAAAUUAAAUAAAAAGAGAAAACCAUCUACAUCUUCUGAUAGUUCUUCAGAAUCAAGUACAUCUAGCAGUAGUACAAGUUCUUCAAGUGAAUCCGACAGAAAAAAGAAAAAGUUGAGAAGAAAAAGAAAGGAAUCAACUUCAAGUAGUAGCAGUAGCUACUCUAGUGACAGUUCAAGCUCAUCAAGUUCAAGUUCUACUAGCUAUAGUAGUAGCUCAAGUUCUAAUAGUGAUCACAAGAAAAGAAAACACAAAAAGAAAGUCAAGAAAAAUGUUAAAAAACCUAGAAAUAAGUUAUAGUAAUUAAUUGUAGAAUUCAUUCAGCUUAUAGUACAAU